GCUCUCCGGCAGGGACGAGUCUCCCUCCUCUGUUCUCCUUCUGUGUUUUAAAAAAAAAAAAAAAAAAAAACAGACGGAGGAGAAAAAAACAUCAAGGAAUUCCUCCAGUAAACCUCUGCUGCAGACUCCGAUGGAUUGAUCUGAUUUUCUGCGACGAUAGAGGAUGGGCUGUGUCCAAUGUAAGGAUAAAGAAGCAGCGAAACUCACAGAUGACCGCGAGACCAGCCUCACACACAGCUCUGGGUACCGCUAUGGCUCCGACCCCACGCCGCAACACUACCCCAGCUUUGGCGUCACCACCAUUCCCAACUACAACAACUUCCACACCGCCGCCACUCAGGGGGUGACUGUGUUCGGAGGCGUGCACACGUCCUCGCAAUCUGGAACGCUUCGGUCGCGUGGAGGGACAGGAGUUACUCUGUUUGUGGCUCUGUAUGACUAUGAAGCCAGGACUGAGGAUGACCUCAGCUUCAGAAAGGGGGAGAGGUUCCAGAUCCUCAACAGCACGGAGGGAGACUGGUGGGAGGCUCGUUCCCUUACUACAGGUGGAACUGGAUACAUUCCCAGUAAUUAUGUGGCUCCUGUGGACUCGAUCCAGGCAGAGGACUGGUAUUUUGGUAAAUUAGGCCGAAAGGAUGCUGAGAGGCAGCUGCUGUCCGGUGGCAAUGCCAGAGGCACUUUCCUCAUCCGUGAGAGCGAAACAACCAAAGGGGCGUACUCGCUCUCCAUCCAGGACUGGGAUGACAUCAAGGGAGAUCACGUCAAGCAUUAUAAGAUUCGAAAAUUGGACAAUGGUGGCUACUACAUCACCACCCGGGCUCAGUUUGAGACCCUCCAACAGCUAGUUCAGCACUACUCUGCCAGGGCUGCGGGGCUGUGCUGUCGACUGAUCGUGCCCUGCCACAAAGGCAUGCCUCGUCUGACCGACCUGUCCGUCAAAACCAAAGACGUGUGGGAGAUCCCGCGGGAAUCUCUGCAGCUCAUUAAACGCCUCGGCAACGGCCAGUUUGGAGAGGUCUGGAUGGGCACAUGGAACGGCACCACAAAGGUGGCUGUGAAGACUCUGAAACCUGGCACCAUGUCGCCUGAAUCCUUCCUGGAAGAAGCUCAGAUCAUGAAGAAGCUCCGCCAUGAUAAACUGGUGCAGCUCUACGCCGUAGUGUCUGAAGAACCCAUCUACAUUGUUACAGAGUACAUGAGCAAAGGAAGUUUGCUUGAUUUCCUGAAAGAUGGAGAAGGACGAGGCCUCAAACUGCCCAAUCUAGUUGACAUGGCAGCCCAGGUGGCAGCAGGAAUGGCGUACAUUGAGAGGAUGAACUACAUCCAUAGAGACCUGCGUUCUGCCAACAUCCUCGUAGGAGAUGGCCUCGUGUGCAAGAUUGCAGAUUUUGGACUUGCCAGGCUCAUUGAGGACAAUGAAUACACAGCAAGACAAGGGGCCAAGUUUCCGAUUAAGUGGACGGCUCCAGAGGCUGCCCUGUACGGGAAAUUCACCAUCAAGUCAGACGUUUGGUCGUUUGGCAUCCUUCUCACUGAGCUGGUGACCAAGGGUAGGGUGCCCUAUCCAGGCAUGAACAACCGCGAGGUGCUGGAGCAGGUGGAGCGAGGUUACCGCAUGCCGUGCCCACAGGACUGCCCCAUCUCCCUGCACGAGCUCAUGGUGCAGUGCUGGAAGAAGGACCCAGAGGAGAGGCCCACCUUUGAGUAUCUGCAAGCCUUUUUGGAGGACUACUUCACAGCCACUGAGCCUCAGUACCAGCCGGGGGAUAAUCUCUGAAGCGCCUCCGCCCUCAUUUCAUGUCAUUUCUCAAACUUUCCACCAGAGGGAGCCAUGUACCUAAUUUUUCGGUCAUCAUAGAAAAGCUUUUUCUUUUUAAAUGACUUCUUCCACUUUUUAAUGGAAACGGCAGAUGAACAGACCAUCAGCUCCAAGGAAGCUGAUGGGGGCCAGAAGUAAAUAACUUUCAUAAAUGAGCAACAUGACUUGUGUACUUUGUAUGUAUUGUAAAUAGAAAAUGCUCGUUUACCUAACUUUUUCUGUUGUUUAAUUUUAUAUUACUUUUGAUAAUUUGGGAGCCUGUGGAUUUUUUUCUUUUCUUUUUUUUUAAAAUCCAAGGUCAAAAAACGCUUUCAGAUUGCGUUUCUUGGAGCAGUGUAUGGCACUCGGUUACAUCAACCUUCAGUAGAACAAUAACUGCUUAGUGCGUAGUACUAAGCAGUAUCAAACAUUUUCUUGCAACAAUUUUUUUAUGAUGCUAAUUUAACAAGAAGUCUCUUCUCAAGGAAACUCAGAUGUACUAUUAAACCAGUUUUUGCCUUUUCAUCUUUAGUAAUCUUAUAACGCAAAGGAAUGCCUUCACGCUUUAUAAACACUAACCUGCAUCAUGGACUUGUCCUAUAAAGCCCCACCUGUUGGGCUCUAGCACUGAUACCUAGUGCAUCCAUAGCAUUUCGGCUUAAGGCAAAAAGUCUUAGCUCAGCUUAUUGUAUUCUUUAGUUUAGCUUUUUGUAGUUGAAAAGCUGCAACAUUAUUUAGGGGAUUGUUUAUUAUACCGAUGAUGUAUGUUGCGCUGACGUAUGGCGGCAGGCUGCAUAAGAUCUCUCCUUUUUUUUUUUUUUUUUUUUAGCUUUGACAUGCUGAGAAUGAAGGAUGUGUACUAGUAUUUGUCUCUGCAUUACGUGUAUUUUGAAAUAACAUGUUUUUAUGUUCUACCAGUGUUAUAUGUUACAUGUAAAUUUUUUUUAUAACGGAAGUGUCAAACCUGCCUCCAGGACAAAGCGCCAUCCCUGUGUGUAUUUAUGUUGCUUUCCAUGGGUGGUAAAAGUGAACAAUAAUUUUUCACUUUUUGUUUUUUUCCUAAUUUAUUAGGCAUACAAAUGUUUUUUUGGUUUUGCUAUCGCUAUUAUUUAUUGUCUGUCUGUUAUUUGUGCACAGCUGGUUUUGAAAUAAACAAUCUUUUAAUGAUCAGAUUUCUG
This is a messenger RNA of Cyprinodon variegatus (sheepshead minnow), 2976 nucleotides long. It is a transcript of the gene fyna, whose product is annotated as tyrosine-protein kinase fyna. Gene Ontology annotation, cellular component: extrinsic component of cytoplasmic side of plasma membrane. Gene Ontology annotation, molecular function: ATP binding; signaling receptor binding; non-membrane spanning protein tyrosine kinase activity. The record is from RefSeq and is a predicted model, not a curated record. The coding region runs from base 164 to 1777 and encodes 537 amino acids. Gene Ontology annotation, biological process: protein phosphorylation; innate immune response; cell surface receptor protein tyrosine kinase signaling pathway. Lineage: Eukaryota; Metazoa; Chordata; Actinopteri; Cyprinodontiformes; Cyprinodontidae. The transcript has 12 exons.